This is a messenger RNA of Colletotrichum acutatum, 699 nucleotides long. Its product is annotated as polysaccharide deacetylase. The transcript has a single exon. Gene Ontology annotation, biological process: carbohydrate metabolic process. The record is from RefSeq and is a predicted model, not a curated record. Gene Ontology annotation, molecular function: hydrolase activity, acting on carbon-nitrogen (but not peptide) bonds. NCBI's taxonomy places the organism in Eukaryota, Fungi, Ascomycota, Sordariomycetes, Glomerellales, Glomerellaceae. Bases 1 to 699 code for a protein of 232 amino acids.
AUGCUUCUCGAUACUAUCGUCACCGGUCUCUUGAUGGCCGCCAGCGCGGCCGCCAUUCCCAUCGAGAACCCCAUGGAACUCAUCAAGCGCGCCCCGAGCGCAGGAGUCGUGAUCCAAAAGUGCGCCAAGCCGGGCGUUUUCGCCCUCGCCUACGACGAUGGCCCGUACCAGUACACUUCCCAGCUCGUCGACAUCCUGAACAACGGCGGCGCCAAGGCCACUUUCUUCAUGACGGGCACCCUCUACGGCUGCAUCUACAACCAGCGCACCGCCGUCAAGAAGGCCUUCGACUCUGGCCACCAGAUCGCCUCGCACACCUGGACCCACCCGUCCACCUUUGGCAGCUUGACCACGGCGCAGCUCACGACCGAGAUGCAGAAGCUCGAACAGGCGAUGGUCAACAUCAUCGGCAAGAAGCCCGCGUACAUGCGCCCACCGUACCUCGCCACUGGCGGAUCCGUGUUGUCGACGAUGAAGACGCUGGGGUACAAGGUCAUCACUGAUGAUGUUGACUCGGGCGACUGGAACGGGCAGACGCCUGCGCAGAGCGAGGCCAAGUUCACUGCGGCUGGCGCGAGCGGCAACGGACAUAUCCCUCUCAUGCACGAGACCUACGCCACCACGGUGCAGACUUUGACGCCGUGGUUGAUCAACUGGGCGAAGCAGAACAACCUCAAGCUGGUUACUGUUGGUAAGUGA